Hyla sarda is the source of this 1839-nucleotide messenger RNA. RefSeq names its product SLAM family member 8-like. The record is from RefSeq and is a predicted model, not a curated record. The coding region runs from base 46 to 963 and encodes 305 amino acids. The transcript is spliced from 5 exons. NCBI's taxonomy places the organism in Eukaryota, Metazoa, Chordata, Amphibia, Anura, Hylidae.
UCGUGUUCUCCCGGUCACAAGCAGAACGUCCCCCGCGGUGUGAGGAUGGGGGCGCCACUGGUGUCCAUGGUUCUUCUCAUACAAACCGGCUUCAUUUGUGGAACUGAAAAAGUGACCCCGAUCAUAGGAAUGAAGGGAGGAGCUGUACAUCUGCCGGCCACAGUGCCGGCCGAAUUCAGUACCAGAGACGUCUUCUGGAGACAUCUGUCACCCACCGACCACUUGGUGGCUUCUUUUUCCCGGGGAUCCAUCGACACAAACUAUCAGUCCCGCUUCUACGGGAGAGUUCGGCUUCUUCACAACUUUACUUUGGUUAUCCUAAACCUAGAACUCAAGGAUACCGGGAUGUUCACCUGCCAAAUGGUGGACAACAAUGGUCACAUGAGGCUUCACCGGUUUCACCUUACAGUCUACGAAGUGGUGGCCGUGCCAGAGGUCCAGGUGUAUACUUCCAGAGGAACCGUGGAUUGUUCUAUGAUUUUGGCCUGUAAUACAUCCAUGGGAAGCAACGUGACAUACAGUUGGGUGACCGACACUGGGCAAGGGCUUCCUCUAAACAGAACCCAUACAUUACACCAUGAUAGUCGCCUGCUUAGGGUUCUCCUCACUCCAAGUGACCAAAAUGUGUCCUUCACGUGUAUCGUAACCAACAUGGUCAGCCAAGAGAAGACAGCCGUAGCACCAUGGACCCAUUGCUUUGGACAACAAGGAUCGGAGGCCGGUGUCUCCAGCAGGAAGGUCUUUUUGCUCAUCGGGAUCUUUCUUGCCGUCACAUUUAUUCUCAUGUUGUUCUUGGUUUUCUUGCUGACCAGAAACUCAAGAAAAUAUGACCUGAGAAACAGGAAAGAAACAACAGAUGAAGAGACAACGUUACGACACAAUGGAGACACCGGACGGCAGGAAGGAGAAUCGAGACUACAGAUCAGUGAUGAGAGAGUCCUACAAAGAGAGACGUCUCUAUAGCUAUGAGAGGCUGAGGACAAAAAGAGACAUCUGUGGAUCACCAUCCGAUACAAGACGUGACCGCGGACUCAUAGUACAGACGGAGAGAACUGCAGAUAUGUGUAUCUAAGCCUAUGAUGUGUGAUACUGUGUCAGCUGAGCUCUGUAUCCAUCACAUGGGAUUCCGUCUUCUGAGCCUGUGUAUCUAAGCCUAUCAUGUGUGAUACUGUGUCAGCUGAGCUCUGUAUCUAUCACCUGGGAUACCGUCUUCUGAGCCUGUGUAUCUAAGCCUAUCAUGUGUGAUACUGUGUCAGUGUGUCAGCUGAGCUCUGUAUCUAUCACAUGGGAUACCAUCUUCUGAGCCUGUGUAUCUAAGCCUAUCAUGUGUGAUACUGUGUCAGCUGAGCUCUGUAUCUAUCACAUGGGAUACCAUCUUCUGAGCCUGUGUAUCUAAGCCUAUCAUGUGUGAUACUGUGUCAGUGUGUCAGGUGAGCUCUGUAUCUAUCACAUGGGAUACCAUCUUCUGAGCCUGUGUAUCUAAGCCUAUCAUGUGUGAUACUGUGUCAGCUGAGCUCUGUAUCUAUCACAUGGGAUACCAUCUUCUGAGCCUGUGUAUCUAAGCCUAUCAUGUGUGAUACUGUGUCAGCUGAGCUCUGUAUCUAUCACCUGGGAUACCGUCUUCUGAGCCUGUGUAUCUAAGCCGAUCAUGUGGAAUCCGGGUGGAAUACAAGGUAGAUUCAGGGCAGCUGUUAUGGCCCAAGGGGCAGAUGGUAUUGACCCCUUCUUGUCGUGACGCCAGGGUGUGGUUUAGCCUUAACCACCCGAAGGUAAUACCGCUGAUCCUGGGUUAGGUCGGGGCAAUGAAGACACCAACGCCAGAUUAAGGAUAAUGGCAGC